Molecule: messenger RNA, 2759 nt
Organism: Chrysochloris asiatica (Cape golden mole)
Lineage: Eukaryota; Metazoa; Chordata; Mammalia; Afrosoricida; Chrysochloridae
Gene: KPNA1
Product: karyopherin alpha 1 (importin alpha 5)
Exons: 14
Coding region: 178-1791 (537 amino acids)
Biological process (GO): NLS-bearing protein import into nucleus; postsynapse to nucleus signaling pathway
Cellular component (GO): nucleus; nucleoplasm; cytoplasm
Molecular function (GO): nuclear import signal receptor activity; protein binding
Source: RefSeq, a predicted model, not a curated record
GCCGGCUGAGCUGAGUCUCACUGCUCUGUGCGCGGCGGCGGAGAGCCAGGCCUGGUAAGCACUGCCGCGGAGCCGGCUGGCUCUUGAAGGUUGUGCGCAGAAGAGGUACAGCGGCCGGGCAAGCGAGCGGCUCACCUCAGAAGUGGCACCAGGAUCGGUUGCCGUGAGCCUGAAAUCAUGACCACCCCAGGAAAAGAGAACUUUCGCCUGAAAAGCUAUAAGAACAAGUCCCUAAAUCCUGAUGAGAUGCGAAGAAGAAGAGAAGAAGAAGGACUUCAGUUACGCAAACAGAAAAGAGAAGAACAACUUUUCAAGCGAAGAAAUGUUGCUACAGCAGAAGAAGAAACAGAAGAAGUUAUGUCAGAUGGAGGCUUCCAUGAGGCCCAGAUUAACAAUAUGGAAAUGGCACCAGGUGGUGUCAUUACUUCUGAUAUGAUUGAAAUGAUAUUUUCCAAUAGCCCAGAACAACAGCUUUCGGCAACACAGAAAUUCAGAAAACUGCUUUCAAAAGAGCCUAAUCCUCCUAUUGAUGAAGUGAUCAGUACACCAGGAGUCGUGGCCAGGUUUGUGGAGUUUCUCAAACGAAAAGAGAAUUGUACACUGCAGUUUGAAUCAGCGUGGGUUCUGACAAAUAUUGCUUCAGGGAAUUCUCUUCAGACUCGGAUUGUGAUUCAGGCAGGAGCUGUACCCAUCUUCAUAGAGUUGCUCAGCUCAGAGUUUGAAGAUGUCCAGGAGCAGGCUGUCUGGGCUCUUGGCAACAUUGCUGGAGAUAGUACCAUGUGCAGGGACUAUGUUUUAGAUUGCAAUAUCCUUCCUCCUCUGUUGCAGUUAUUUUCAAAGCAAAACCGCCUAACCAUGACUCGGAAUGCAGUCUGGGCUUUGUCUAACCUUUGUAGAGGGAAAAGUCCACCUCCAGAAUUUGCAAAGGUUUCCCCCUGUCUGAAUGUGCUUUCCUGGUUGCUGUUUGUCAAUGACACCGAUGUAUUGGCUGAUGCCUGCUGGGCCCUCUCUUAUUUGUCAGAUGGGCCCAAUGAUAAAAUUCAAGCAGUCAUUGAUGCAGGAGUGUGCAGGAGACUUGUGGAGCUACUUAUGCAUAAUGAUUAUAAAGUGGUCUCUCCUGCUUUGCGGGCUGUGGGAAACAUUGUCACUGGGGAUGAUAUUCAGACACAGGUAAUUUUGAAUUGCUCAGCUCUGCAAAGUUUAUUGCAUUUGCUGAGUAGCCCAAAGGAAUCUAUCAAGAAAGAAGCAUGUUGGACAAUAUCUAAUAUCACAGCUGGAAAUAGGGCACAGAUACAGACUGUUAUAGGUGCCAACAUUUUCCCAGCCCUCAUUAGUAUAUUACAAACUGCUGAGUUUCGGACAAGGAAAGAAGCCGCUUGGGCCAUCACAAAUGCAACGUCUGGAGGAUCGGCUGAACAGAUCAAGUACCUUGUAGAACUGGGUUGUAUCAAGCCGCUCUGUGAUCUCCUCACAGUCAUGGACUCUAAGAUUGUACAGGUUGCCCUAAAUGGCUUGGAAAAUAUCCUGAGGCUUGGAGAACAAGAAGCCAAAAGAAAUGGCACUGGUAUUAAUCCUUACUGUGCUUUGAUUGAAGAAGCUUAUGGCCUGGAUAAAAUUGAGUUCUUACAGAGUCAUGAAAACCAGGAGAUCUACCAGAAGGCCUUUGAUCUCAUUGAGCAUUACUUCGGGACUGAAGAUGAGGACAGCAGCAUUGCACCCCAGGUUGACCUUAAUCAGCAGCAGUACAUCUUCCAGCAGUGUGAGGCUCCUAUGGAAGGUUUCCAGCUUUGAAGCAAUACUCUGCUUCCGUAUUCCUGUGUCAGACCAGGCUACCCAGUCAAGUCCUUUUGUGGAGCCCACAGUCCUCAUGGAGCUAACUUCUCAAAUGUUUUCCAUAAUACUGUUUGCGCUCAUUUGCUUGCCUUGCGCACCUGCUCUCUUACACACAUCUGGAAAACCUCUGGCUCUCUGUGGUGGAAAGCCUUCUAAUACAAGGGUAACCAGGACGGCCCACUCUCUUAUGGAAAAUCCCUAGGCUUUGGAGAUCUGCACUUAUAUAAGAGUCUUGGGAAUAUAUUCGUGUAUUAAUGUGGUUCCCUUUUUUUGUGGGGGAAAAGAGAGGACUCCUCAUUCCCUUAAAAGUGGGAAAAAUACUGACAAUAAAAGAUGAGACACAGCCUUUACCUUGAAUUUCACACAAUAACUUGCAACAAAGGAGAUGUUUAGACCUGUUGUGUUUACUUCAGAGUACUUUUCAUGAGUUCUUCCACAGUGAACCCGUGGAUCACCUGGUGGCUUUUUCUAGCCAAAUUUGCAUUACCCUCUGAGAAUGGAAUGAUUUUUUUUCUUCUAUUGGCGCCAUUCUUCACAGAUAACUAAACCAUCGACUCCCUCACCUUCAGCCUUCAGUGAAUGUGCUUUCUAGUUGUCAGGAAUGCUGAAGAAUUAACACUUUGACUCUUUAAUAUGAUACUGGUUUGCAGAUUCCUCUAGAGCAGAAAAGAGUGGGGCACAUAUUAAUAUGUAUUGCUGUUGCUUCUCUUUGGUCUUAUGUGUCUUAGGAUUUAGAAGUGGUUCCAUUCUAAUGCUGGGAUGAAGAUUUAAAAUCCUUAGUAAUCAAAACUAUAUCCUGUAAUUCAGUUGAGAAGUUUAAAACAAAAACUCCAGUCUCCCUAAACUCAGCCAGUGUGACUAGAGGCUGUGUUUCUGCAUUAAACAAAUGUUUCAGGCUUUAUGGUCCUGAUCAAGGUCCUCAUUAA